UUCACAGAGCUACUCAGGCACAGAUCUAAAUAAUACGUGAAUUACAUCCUGUCUAGACAAAAUAUACAUACCAGCAUAAAUUAUUAAAAUAAAUGAAGCUAAAACAUUGAAUUUUACAUCACUGAGGAGAAUAUUGACAGUAAGGCGAAUAUUUAGGUAUAAGAUGGAUCAAAAUCUGAGCAACAAAGAGUUCUUUAAGAAACGAAAUUCGGUGAAGACGGUAGAAGCAGGCGACACACAGGUGGCGUGCAAGGGGCGAUGGAUUGAAAGCUGCCUUAAGCCUGACAAGUUCUACAAGGGCUGGUAUCCCAUCAGACGGUGUACGUUCUCAGGCCACGAGUCUUUAGGCAGCGCAGGGACCCAGGUAUACCGUGAUACAACAUCAUUCAGAAAUUGCCGUGUAGUGUGUGAUAUAUGUGACCAUCCAGAUAACGUACAGAAACAACUUUCAGCAGACGACUGUUGCUGUGAUCCAGAGUGCAAAGACAAUAUUGUAGCUCCAUCCCAAAAGGAAGAAAGAUUACUAAAAAAUCGAGCUCAGUGCAGUAAACCGGAAGUGCCAACUUCCACUUCCGGAAAGUGCCCAACUGACGCGCACUGGCGCUUUCACGACGCGCAUCCAUACAUGCCCGGCGUCAAGAUACCACGUGACUGUAGGAUCCAUCAACAAGACUGGUUCAAAGCCCAGAUGAACAGCGUCAACAGCCACCAGAAGGUCUACAAAGCCCUACAGCAGUUUGAGCGGGAAGGCCGGCUGAAGGAGGAGCGUGAGCUGUUUGAGCGACUCAGACGGAGGCACAAGCAGAAGGAGGAAGACUUCAUCACGCGCAGACUUGAGCUGCCCCUUAUGACCAACCUGCCCGCCCAGCCCAUCCAACCCAGCGCCUCGCUCUCUCGACGCCCCACCGACGCCCGCCCGGAAGAAACGAGUACGCCAGUGUUGUUCAACCAGGUCAAAUACGCCGAGUAGCCGCCAGGACGACACGUGGAAACAUCACAUAGAAAAAAUCAAUUAAAAGUCAU
Physella acuta is the source of this 1023-nucleotide messenger RNA. RefSeq lists its product as uncharacterized. The record is from RefSeq and is a predicted model, not a curated record. Lineage: Eukaryota; Metazoa; Mollusca; Gastropoda; Physidae.